AUGACGUUGGCCUACAACGGCGGAUCCUGGAAUGGAUACUACAACGGCGGAUCCUGGAAUGGAUACUACAACGGCGGAUCCUGGAAUGGAUACUACAACGGCGGAUCCUGGAAUGGAUACUACAACGGCGGAUCCUGGAAUGGAUACUACAACGGCGGAUCCUGGAAUGGAUACUACAACGGUGGAUCCUGGAAUGGAUACUACAACGGCGGAUCCUGGAAUGGAUACUACGACUCCUACACGACUACAACAAGUAUAUUUACUAGCUCAUCUACGGACACAACUCUAACAGAGGAGCCAAACACUUCAACAACAGCUGCCACGACCACUACGCCUGCAACAUCUACAGACACGAUUACAACAAGUGUAUCUACUAGUUCAUCUACAGACACAACUACAACAAGUGUAUCUACUAGCUCAUCUACAGACACAACUCUAACAGAGGAGCCAAACACUUCAACUACUAGCUCAUCUACAGACACGACUACAACAAGUGUAUCUACUAGCUCAUCUACAGACACAACUACAACAAGUAUAUUUACUAGCUCAUCUACAGACACAACUCUAACAGAGGAGCCAAACACAUCAACAACAGCUGCCACGACCACUACGCCUGCAACAUCUACGGACACGACUACAACAAGUGUAUCUAGUAGCUCAUUUACAGACACGACUACAACAAGUGUAUCUACUAGUUCAUCUACAGACACAACUACAACAAGUGUAUCUACUAGCUCAUCUACAGACACAACUCUAACAGAGGAGCCAAACACUUCAACUACUAGCUCAUCUACAGACACAACUACAACAAGUGUAUCUACUAGCUCAUCUACAGACACAACUACAACAAGUGUAUCUACUAGCUCAUCUACGGACACGACUACAACGGUUGCACCGACUAGUUCAACUACUGUUACGAUCACUACAACAAUACUUACUAGUACAACAACCACUGCAAUACCAACAACAACCACGACAACGAGUACAACAGUCAUCACCCCAAAUACUACACUUAAUAGUACAACAGCGGCCACUACUAUAUCGACUACACUGAGUACUAGCACAACAGUCAUGACUACAACAGCAACUCCUAGGCGAACAACAGCCACCACUACAGAUGAACCGAAAAAAACAACAACUACGACAACUUCACAAGGAACUACAACAACGACCACGACAAAAAAACCAGGUGGUACCGGUGCUACUCCUAAAGAUUAG
Molecule: messenger RNA, 1218 nt
Organism: Anopheles nili
Lineage: Eukaryota; Metazoa; Arthropoda; Insecta; Diptera; Culicidae
Exons: 3
Coding region: 1-1218 (405 amino acids)
Source: RefSeq, a predicted model, not a curated record